Messenger RNA from Mauremys mutica (yellowpond turtle), 931 nucleotides. Its product is annotated as Ig heavy chain Mem5-like. Gene Ontology annotation, cellular component: blood microparticle; external side of plasma membrane; immunoglobulin complex, circulating. Gene Ontology annotation, biological process: innate immune response; complement activation, classical pathway; positive regulation of B cell activation. Gene Ontology annotation, molecular function: immunoglobulin receptor binding; antigen binding. NCBI's taxonomy places the organism in Eukaryota, Metazoa, Chordata, Testudines, Geoemydidae. Bases 74 to 931 code for a protein of 285 amino acids. The record is from RefSeq and is a predicted model, not a curated record. The transcript is spliced from 5 exons.
CAAUCCGCAGCCCCUGGGUCUGUGCAGUGACCAGCCAGUCCCCUGAGAACUUUCCCCUCCAGCACCCGGGAAAAUGAGGCUUUGGCUCCAUUUGCUUUUCACUGUAGCGGCUUUACAAGGUGUCCGGUCCCAGGUGCAGCUGGUGGAGUCCGGAGGGGAUGUGAAAAAGCCCGGAGACUCUCUCCGCCUCUCCUGCAAAGCCUCCGGGUUCACCUUCAGCGAUUACGGGAUGUACUGGAUCCGCCAGGCUCCCGGGAAGGGGCUGGAGUGGGUCGCUACGGUCAGCCAGCCAAGUGGAUCGAGCCAGUGGUAUUCCCCGGCCGUUCAAGGCCGAUUCACCAUCUCCCGGGACAACUCCGUCAGCUCGGCUUAUCUACAAAUGACCGGCCUCAAAGCCGAGGACACUGGCCGCUAUUACUGUGCUAGAGACACGCACAGCGAUGGACAGAGCGAUGAAGUUUUCAUUGCUGUGGCUUUGGAAGGUGUCCGGUCCCAGGUGCAGCUGGUGGAGUCCGGAGGGGAUGUGAAAAAGCCCGGAGACUCUCUCCGCCUCUCCUGCAAAGCCUCCGGGUUCACCUUCAGAAGCUACUGGAUGGACUGGGUCCGCCAGGCCCCCGGGAAGGGGCUGGAGUGGGUCGCCCGUAUCAGCAGUGGCAGUGGGAGUAGCACAUACUACGCUGAUGCAGUCAAAGGGCGAUUCACCAUCUCCAGGGACAAUCCCAGCAACCUGCUGUAUCUGCAACUGACCGGCCUGAAACCCGAGGACACCGCCCGCUAUUACUGUGCGAGAGACACAGUGGGGGGAAUCUCGACAGGGCUCAUACAAAAACCCGAGGCGCAGAACCGCCCUUCUCCCGUGCGCCGCGUGGGGGCAGCACUUCCCCAAACAAUCCAGCCCUGGGCACAGGAACUGGAUCUACAACCAGAGUGA